UGUUCUCCCGGAGACCGUCGGGGUGGGCGGCCAGGACACUGCUGGUCGGGGAGGCAAGUCGACGCUCUGUACAUCCUAAAGUUUAUUGUGAAAAUGGCCAAGAAGACUUAUGACUUGUUAUUCAAGCUCCUCCUUAUAGGCGACUCGGGCGUUGGAAAGACAUGUAUACUCUUCAGAUUUUCAGAUGACGCCUUCAAUACCACGUUUAUAUCCACAAUAGGUAUUGACUUCAAAAUCAAAACCAUUGAGUUGAGAGGAAAGAAGAUAAAGUUGCAGAUAUGGGACACUGCAGGCCAAGAGAGGUUCCACACAAUUACCACUUCAUACUACAGAGGGGCCAUGGGUAUAAUGUUGGUUUACGACAUUACAAAUGCAAAGUCAUUUGAUAAUAUUGCAAAAUGGUUAAGAAAUAUAGAUGAGCAUGCAAAUGAAGAUGUAGAAAAGAUGAUUCUGGGAAACAAGUGUGACAUGGAGGACAAGCGUGUUAUCCCUAAAGAAAAAGGAGAAGCGAUUGCACGAGAACAUGGUAUUCGAUUCCUUGAAACGUCAGCAAAAGCAAACAUCAACAUUGAACAGGCCUUUUUGGAACUAGCUGAAGCCAUCCUCAACAAGACACCAGGACGGGACCCACAGGAAAAUCCAGACAGUGUUGUUCGCCCUGAGAGGAGGAAUGAUCGAGGUGCAGCUCGACAGUGCUGUGCGUAGGCUACUAGUGUUUCAAGCGGCAGUGACGGGGUCAAAUACACCCAACGGGACACCUCCACAGGACUCAAGAUAAGGCUCCUCUGUAGGUUUCCUCCUCUUCGGGUAUUUCUGAGACUCCUCUGGACUGGGCAUUGUUAGGCCCCACAGGAACUAACAUCAUUACAUAUACACCUACUGUGGACUCUGCUCUCAGGGGAGGUCAAGAAAUUGAAGCACAGACUUUUAUGCUUAAUCUGUACCAUCUUUUUACACUGCACUCAGGGGAUGGAUUCAAAAGAUAAGUUAGGAACUAAUAGUUGCAGGUUGUUGCUCAUAUUGCAGUCUGAGUGUUGUAGUCGGAUGUUGUUUUUGUCCUGGGAUGUGAAUGGUGUUAUGAGAAUUGAGUAAUGAUUUUUGAGCCUUGGACACGAUCUUAAUUUGGUUGCCUUUUUAGAGUCUAGAAAUGGCACUACAUUGAGAAGUGGUCGAAGGUUAUUAGUGCUUGUGUAAUUUGAGAGGUGGCACUUGCAAUGAGUGGCCUCUCCCUGGUAACUAUCAUGACUCUUGGUGCAAUGGAAUUUACUUCAGAACUAUUUUUGUGCACUCUGCCUUAUAAUUUUUAAUGUAAGGCUUAACGUAUAUUAAGUGAAAGAAAGCCUUUCGUUAGUGUUCAUCACGAAUGCAAGAGAAGGUGGCUUGGAAAUGAAAUAUUUAUAUGUAGAAGCAUAAUUUGAAUACUAGUGGUUUUGCUAUGAACUGUUCUAAUCAUAUACUGUAACUUGCCAUGUGAUAACCAAAAUCAGUUUAUAUUAAUAAUUUUAAUUAGUGAAUGGGAUGGAUAGAUUAAUGUUUUAAAAAUUAAUACAGUAUUUGCUUUUCAGUAGAUAAGCAAGGAAUAUUAUAACUUAUAUUUAUUGUACAGGUCAGAGUUUUCAGUGCUUUCAAGUUUCUUUUUCUCUUUGUUUUUUAUAAAAAGUAGUUCUCUUCCAUUUAGUAAUAGAUUGGUGGAGCAGUUUUAUAUAUAUAUAUAUAUAUAUAUAAAAAAGUAUAUACUUUUUUUUUUUUCUUGGUCAUGUUAAUCAUUUAUCAGGCACUCGUAGUGUUCAGUCCACAGUCUGCCACCUUGGCUUUGUUUGUUGGGUGAUGACGUCCCCAAAUUUGUUGAAUCUUGACCUCGUGUUUGUUGUAUGUAUGGACCAAAACAUUUUCAUUCGAAUAAUAAUGUAAUUUUAGAAUUUGGUGUGUAAAAGUUAAAUUGAACUUUGAUUAUAUAAGGAGUACUUUGCACAUACAGUAUAAUGUUCUCGGCUUUUUUAUUUUCUUCUCAGUUCUGCCAAGUGGUGGUGUUUACUUUGAAAUAUUUUUUCUGAUAUUAAACAUAAUAAAUACAUUUUUUAUUUUUUUUCCAAUUUGUUGUCGUUUCUAAGAACGUAAUGUGUAUUGUCCCAGUUUCAGAACAAAACCGUAAGUUAAAUUCCAAGCAGUUAAAGUUAAAUUUACAGGUGAACUGUGAAAUUACUUUACCGUGCAUUAUUUGAACUGGCCUUUGUAUUACAUUCUGCCAAACGCUGUGCUUUGGGAGCUUAACACAGGUGUCAUGGCACCAAGACAGUAUAUCAUACUCUAUAAACUAUCAAGUUAAUUUGAUCUGGCUCAGCAAUGCCAUAGUAACCAAACACAAGAAUGUUUAAUGAUAAAUUAAUUUUCAAUGCGUGAAUAGGGAUUUUCGUCUUCAAAAGAUUUUUGGAUGCAUUUGUUGUGUAUGCAAAUUUUUCUGCACAAAACUCUAGGAAGGUUUUCUUUCAUGGCUUGCUCUUGCACUUGAAAAACUAAGUGAUCCUUAUUCCUGUCUAAAGAAGGUAAGAGCAUUUAUCACUUGGUUGACCAGAGGAAGACAAUAUUUAAUAUUGCUGUCUUAGGUUAGCUUGUCGUCGUUCAUACAACUCUGGCACUUUUGAAUGAUUUAUUUUUAUUUUAGUGGCUUAAAUGUUUCCAGGUUACUGUAAUUGUAAAUGUGUUGUCUUGAAGGCAUCAGUUCAAAAUUUAUUCAGAUUUUUUUUAACAUAAUGAAAGUGUUUGGUUAAAUUUUGAUUGCAGAGCUUGUGUAAUGAUAAUUUUAUAAUGUGACUUGAUGGGUUAGGCAAAAUAUUCUUAUAAUUUCUGGGUUUCGACCAUUUAAAUCUUGGAGCAGUAAUUAUAGCAAGGCCAAGACAAAUGAGUAAACUGUUUAUGAAUUUGGAGAAAGUUGACCAGUUUGAUUGGUUGAAUUUUGUCCGUAUUUACCCUUUUUUCUCCCCUAUGUAAUAUUCACAACUGUGUGUCUUAUGACGUGAUAUGUAUAAAGAAUGUCUAAAGUUAUUAUUGACAGAUGGAGCAAGAUGGUGUCUUCCUUGUGUUCUGACAGCCCUGAGAAAUAUGCUUGUCAUUAGAUUUGCUAUUGGCCUUUGACCCCAAUUGUCCUCUUAAUUAAUGAAAUAUGCAAGUAAGCAAACGUUAUCCAAAUUAGUGGUCGUCGAAGCUCGAUAUUUUGCGUCAAGUCAAAAGUAAGGCACACCGAGUUGUUUGUUUACCAUUUUCUUGCUCAGUUUCCUUGCUGAGGUGUUUUGAUAAGUCACACAAGGUCGGCAGUUAGGGCUCCCAUGUCAUCGUUGAGUUAAUAGCAGUGCUGUGUUAGUGCACAUGACAGGUUAGAUGUUGGUAAUUAAUAGGUAUUCCAAGCUAUUCAACCUUUUGUUUGUCUUGUGUGCACAGUUACAUUAAUUUUGCGAGUCAUUGUAAAGAAAGUGUUCAUUUACUGUUGCAAAUAGUUUUGUACUAGGACAACUUACUUAGUGUUUUUAUGUUUUUAUACUUGUAAAUGAAACCAAUAGGAUUCCUCAAAUUUGUAGUAUGUGGCAUAUUUAGUUUUUAAAAUGUACAUUUAAAGGGAAAAUCUGAAAAUAGAGACAAUGGCACUGGACUAUUAUCAUUGGUCAUGUCCAUGGCCUACAAACAGUUCUGAGGUCAAGAUGUAUGUUAUAGGUACCUAAAACUAUGGUUGGAACUUGUAUACAGAAAUAUGAAAUGUUUUCAACCCAUUGACACGUUGAGGGAACUCAUUGCAUUUAAUAAAUUAAAAACUCCAUCAAGUAAGCCAAUGCUUAUUCACGUGUUCUUCGAGAAUGUGACGGCACACACAGGUGAACGGGGUUGAUAUUUGCAUGUAUAUACAUAUUUAUUAUUAGACAGUGAACCACUUGCAUUGUAAUGAAAAGUUCACCUGCUGAAUUAUUAGGGACGUGUUUGUCCUAUUGAACCCUCUCUUUGGGGUUACAGUUUGCCAGUCUCCAUUUAUUCGUGCACUCUAGGUGUCCGUACCUGAGAAUUUAUUGCAUCAAAUAGCCAGAAUUUAUUAAUUGGAUCCAUAGCAUUUGCAAGGACUUGGUGCAACACUUCUCAGCCCAACCUCCCCUGCACAGAACUUGAUGAAGGAUACUCAAGUGUGGAGUGUAAUAAUCAUUAGCCAAAUGCAGGUAGUCCAAAUAUGCUGUGCCAGGUAACUGUAUUAUUGAGGCUUGUGCUCCUUUGUUUACCAAGAUAAAGCCUUUCCAAUAUGUUAUCAAUGGCUGGGAUGGAUUGGGCAUGUUGCAUUGAUAUUUAAAAGAUAUUUAAUUAACCAAAGAGGUAUAACAGUGGACCUGGAAAAAGCACUAUAUGCUGUAUGUAAUUUAUUAUUUAAAAGCAAACAUUUUAUGUAAGGUAAAAUUGGCCUGCAAUGACAUGGCCAAGAUAAUUUGAUAGCUCCAUGGUUUUCCUCCACGUUUAACGUACAAUGUAGAGUAACGGAAGAAAUCCUGAAACACGGAACAUUUGUAAAUAGAAAGUCCACUGAUAAGAGGUGAAAUGGUAUAUUGUGUCAUGAACAGUUUAUUGGUUCUUUAUGGAUAGGAUGGGCUUGCUUUUGUCCAAUGACUUGCUUGAACAUCAUUAAUAAAGUGUUAUUUGUGACGGUA
Procambarus clarkii (red swamp crayfish) is the source of this 4676-nucleotide messenger RNA. Its product is annotated as RAS oncogene family member Rab10. Gene Ontology annotation, cellular component: recycling endosome; insulin-responsive compartment; Golgi apparatus. Lineage: Eukaryota; Metazoa; Arthropoda; Malacostraca; Decapoda; Cambaridae. The record is from RefSeq and is a predicted model, not a curated record. Gene Ontology annotation, molecular function: GTPase activity; GTP binding. Gene Ontology annotation, biological process: cellular response to insulin stimulus.